AUGCAAUACGUUGGGAAAGUCGGAGAUUACGUUUAUAGUCAAUGGAAUUCAUUGAAUCCAGCUACCUUAUCAGGAGCAAUUGAUGUUAUAGUUGUUGAACACCCUGAUGGAACAUUACACACUUCACCAUGGCACGUUCGGUUUGGUGUUUUACAAAUUGCCAAACCAUCCCAAAAGAAAAUUGAUUUAUAUGUGAAUGGCACUAAGACCAAUUUGCCAAUGAAAUUAAGUGAAGGAGGAGAAGCUCACUUUGUUUUUGAACUCGAAGGUGAUCAUCCUGGCUUAUCUCAACAUGUGUUAACAUCCCCAAUUAUCUCGCCCUUGUCUUCCCCUGAUUCGUCUCCUACAACUGGUGCCACUGAACCACCGGAUGAUUUAGAUUUAAAUAAGGAUUCAAUUGAAGACAAAAUUAAAUUGAGUGACGUUCCAAGUCCAGUGGCAAGAGCAAAGAGUCCGACUCCUUCUGUGUCGUCGAAAGUUGCAAUUGAAAGUGCCAAAAAGAUCACACAGAAAUUAAACAUUCCUACAAAGAUAGAUUUGAAUGGAGAUAUGCUUAUUGAUUUGGAUGGGUAUAAGGCAAACUCAAAAAAGAAUAUUGAAAAUUCUGAUGAAUUGUUCAAGAAGAUAUUUUUGGAAGAAUUCGAAGGUGAAUAUUCACAUGGGGAAAAGAUCAAAGCAUGGGAGCAUAUUAUCAGUAAAGAUGAUAAUGGUAACUAUAGAAUUUCAAAUGUUAGUGAUGAAUUACAAGCCGGUGAACCGGAUGACGAUGAAUCAUUGGAAACCAGUGCACCAGUAACGGAAUCCAGUACUUCUGCGUCAAUAAAUACAAGUUCUUCCUCGGCAAAAACUGGAGGGGAAAAAUCAGAGAAAACUUAUUUCAAAACCCUUAGGUUGACUUCUGAACAAUUAUGUCAAAUGAAUUUACAUUAUGGUGAGAACACUCUUAAAUUUCAAGCACAUGGAACUAAUUCUCAAGUCACUGCUAAUUUGUUUCUUUGGAAAUCAACAACACCGAUAGUUAUAUCAGAUAUUGAUGGUACUAUCACCAAAUCAGAUGCGUUGGGUCAUGUUUUGAAUUUGAUUGGUCGUGAUUGGACCCAUCCAGGUGUUGCUAAUUUGUUUCAAGACAUUAGUCAAAAUGGAUACAAUAUUAUUUAUUUAACUGCUAGAGCUGCUGGUCAAGCUGAUACUACUAGACAAUACUUACAUGGUAUAAACCAAGAUGGGUACAAGUUACCAAGAGGUCCUGUCAUUUUGAGUCCAGAUAGAACGUUUGCCGCAUUACGUCGUGAAGUGGUGUUGAAGAAACCGGAAGUGUUUAAAAUGGCUUGUCUUUCGGAUAUUAAAAGCUUGUAUUUCGCACCCGUUAUUGGCGAAGAAGAAGAUGAUGAUGAUGAUGACGACAAUGAACACACUCCUUUCUAUGCUGGAUUUGGUAAUAGAAUCACUGAUGCGAUUAGUUAUAGAUCUGUCAACAUUCCACCUCAUCGUAUUUUCACAAUAAACCCUAAUGGGGAAGUGCAUAUGGAAUUGUUGGAAUUGGCUGGUUAUAAAUCAUCAUACUUGCAUAUUGGAGAAUUGGUGGAUCAAUUCUUCCCACCUAUCAGAGCUGUUAGCUCAAUUUCAUCAUACUGGAACAAUGCUCAAUGGAAUGAAUAUAUGCAAAAUCACAACACACCUUCUCCGCCGGGCUCACCAAGAUCACCAGGAUCGCCUAGAAGUUUUAUGGAUGAGUAUAGAACUGAUGAGAAGUUCAAUGAUGUCAAUUACUGGCGUGAACCAAUUGAUUUUGAGAAUUUAACCGAUAGUGAUGAUGCUGCUGAAUGUAUUAAACAAGCUGUUACAGAAAGUCCUACAGGCAUGAAGAAAGGUGAUAAAUUGACUCAUAACGCUUCAGACAAAGAGGAUCAUACUGGAAACCCAGAUUUGGUAACCCAAACUCCAAAUGGUAAAAAAGAGAGACCUGUAAGUGGAUCAUCAUUUACUUCACCAUUGAAGAGUUUUAUGAUGUUUGGUAAAAAGAGAGCUAAUGGAGACGAUGAUGAUGAUGAGUACGAAUAUGAAGGUAAUCAUGAAAAAGUUGAUGAGGAUGAGUUUACUGAAGAUGAAAUGGAUGAGGAUGAAGAUGAUUACACUGAUGAUGAUUAUGAAGACGAUUAUGAUGAGAUGAGAUGA
Candida tropicalis MYA-3404 is the source of this 2175-nucleotide messenger RNA. RefSeq names its product phosphatidate phosphatase (gene SMP2). Gene Ontology annotation, biological process: triglyceride biosynthetic process; fatty acid catabolic process. The record is from RefSeq and is a predicted model, not a curated record. The coding region runs from base 1 to 2175 and encodes 724 amino acids. Lineage: Eukaryota; Fungi; Ascomycota; Pichiomycetes; Serinales; Debaryomycetaceae. The transcript has a single exon. Gene Ontology annotation, molecular function: phosphatidate phosphatase activity. Gene Ontology annotation, cellular component: nucleus.